This is a messenger RNA of Anguilla rostrata (American eel), 4332 nucleotides long. It is a transcript of the gene tp63, whose product is annotated as tumor protein p63. Gene Ontology annotation, cellular component: nucleus. Gene Ontology annotation, molecular function: protein binding; DNA-binding transcription factor activity, RNA polymerase II-specific; RNA polymerase II cis-regulatory region sequence-specific DNA binding. NCBI's taxonomy places the organism in Eukaryota, Metazoa, Chordata, Actinopteri, Anguilliformes, Anguillidae. The transcript has 14 exons. Gene Ontology annotation, biological process: apoptotic process; regulation of transcription by RNA polymerase II; protein tetramerization. The record is from RefSeq and is a predicted model, not a curated record. Bases 135 to 2207 code for a protein of 690 amino acids.
UUUUCUCUCUGUAUUAUUUAUUUAUUUCUAUUCUAUUUAUUUCUCAGUUCUACAUGUAAAUACAUAUUAAUACAUGUACUUUUAUUGUCCAUUGUCAGUUUGGAAGAUCUCAGCCGACAGAAUUGCUGUGCAGUAUGAAUUCUCCUUAUGCAGCCUUACAGUACUUCCCAGAACACACCUUUCAGCGAUUGAGAGACCCGUCUUCCUGCCUGUCCUGGAGAGAGGGCUCGUUCCUCGCCUCGAUGUCUCAGUCCCAGUCUUCCCAGACGAGUGACAUCCUCAGCCAGGAUGUCUUCAACCAGCUGUUGGAAAUGCUGGACCAGUCCUCCUUCCACUCCGUCCAGCCCAUCGAGCUCAACUUCUCCGACGGCCCGACGGAUGGCUCCGCGGGCAACACCAUUCAGAUCAGCAUGGACUGCAUCACCAUGCGCGGGCCCGAUGACCCCUUCGCCUCUCAGUACACAAACCUGGGGCUCCUCAACAGCAUGGACCAGCAGAUACAAAAUGGCGGCUCCUCCUCCACGAGCCCCUACAACAACGACCACGCCCAGAACAGCGUGACGGCCCCGUCGCCCUACGCUCAGCCCAGCUCCACCUUCGACGCCCUCUCCCCGUCGCCCGCCAUCCCCUCCAACACCGAUUACGCCGGGACGCACACCUUCGACGUGUCCUUCCAACAGUCCAGCACUGCCAAGUCUGCAACAUGGACGUAUUCCACGGAGUUGAAGAAGUUGUAUUGCCAGAUCGCCAAGACGUGUCCCAUUCAAAUCAAGGUCCUGACCAACCCGCCCCAAGGCGCCGUCAUCCGGGCCAUGCCCGUGUACAAGAAGGCCGAGCACGUGACCGAGGUGGUCAAGCGCUGCCCCAACCACGAGCUGAGUCGAGAGUUCAACGACGGUCAGACGGCUCCGCCCAGCCACCUGAUUCGGGUGGAGGGGAACAGCCACGCCCAGUACAUGGAGGACUCGAUAACGGGCCGCCAGAGCGUGCUGGUGCCAUACGAGCCGCCCCAGGUUGGCACCGAGUUCACCACCAUCCUGUACAACUUCAUGUGCAACUCCAGCUGCGUCGGGGGCAUGAACCGGCGCCCCAUCCUCAUCAUCGUCACGCUGGAGAGCAGAGACGGGCAGGUCCUGGGACGCCGCUGCUUCGAGGCCCGGAUCUGCGCCUGCCCCGGAAGGGACCGGAAGGCGGACGAGGACAGCAUCCGCAAGCAGCACGUGACCGAGGGGACAAAGAGCAGUGAGGGUACGAAGCGCCCUUUCCGCCAGGCGUCGCACGGCAUCCAGAUGUCCUCCAUCAAGAAGAGAAGAUCCACGGACGAGGAAGUGUUUUGUCUGCCUAUUAAAGGCCGUGAAAUCUAUGAGAUUUUGGUGAAAAUUAAAGAGUCACUGGAGCUCAUGCAGUUUCUGCCCCAGCACACUAUCGAGUCAUACAGACAGCAGCAACAGAAUCUGGUCCAGAAACAAUGGGAUGUCUGGGACGAUCAGAGUAACGGCAUGUGUGCUUUUCCGUGCCCCAGGAGUCCCAUGUCCUCUCAGCCGGCCUUCGGCUCCAGCUCCCCCCCCCACAGUAAGGUGAACAAGCUCCCCUCAGUGAGCCAGCUCAUCAACCCCCAGCAGCGAAACUCCCUCACCCCCUCCAGCAUGUCUGGAGGCCUGACUGACAUGACUCCGAUGAUGGGCACCCACAUCCCCAUGGGUGGCGAUAUGAGCACGCUCAGCCCCACCCACGCCCUGCAGACACAGUUACCCAUGGUGCCCUCCUCCCACUGCACGCCCCCGCCACCCUACCCUAUGGACAGCAGUAUCUCCAGUUUCCUGUUGAGGCUGGGCUGCUCAGCCUGCCUGGAUUACUUCACAGCUCAAGGCCUGACCAAUAUCUACCAGAUUGAGAAUUAUAACAUGGAGGACCUGUCCAGGCUGAAGAUUCCCAGCGAGUUCCAGGCCGUCAUCUGGAAGGGGAUCCUGGAGCACCGGCAGACCAUGGAGUUCUCGCCCCCGCCGCACAUCCUGCGGGCCACCAGCGGCUCGUCCACGGUGAGCGUGGGCUCCUCGGAGGCCCGGGGCGAGCGCGUCAUCGACGCCGUGCGCUUCACGCUGCGCCAGACCAUCUCCUUCCCCCCGCGCGACGACUGGAGCGACUUCUCCUUCGACAUGGACUCCCGCCGCAACAAGCAGCAGCGCAUCAAGGAGGAGGGAGAGUGAGGAUGACUCCCCCCGCCCCUUCAUCGCCCCCCCCCCCAACCCCUCCACGAUCGCGCAAGAGACUCAACUUCACAGUGCCUUUGCUCUGUCCCACCGUUCGGUUUUGUUGAUGAAAAAAGAAAAGACAGAAAAGUUGCACUUAUUUCCUUUUAUCGUUUUUGUAUGUUGUACUGGUGUCAUUUUAAGGCCCCUCCAUUUAUAACAAGCAAGGUGAGAGUCACUGGAUGGUGCAUGGUUCUUUCUAAUUUCUUUCAUCUCUGAGACAGAGCACUUAACUUUUUGUUAUUGCUUUGAGCAGAUGCAACGUUUGUCCUCCUGCGCUACCGUUUAGCAAACAGAAAUGCGAACGCGCAGGAGGUUUUGUAUAUUUUUUUUCUUGUUUACCAUGGCUGAAAAUUUCAUAAAGAAAUCCUCUAGCUCAAGGAAGUGGGUUUGGACUGAUUACAAGUGCCUUGCUCUAUGCUGUGGUGGUCUGGUGAAAAAAAAAAGAAAAAAAAAGAAACCUCUUUCAAUACUGUAAGGCAAAAUGUUAACGAGCACUGGCUUUAGCCAGAUAUGAUUGUAUACAUUUGAAGUCGCAUACUGUGCUGUAAUUCCUCCACAUAACUGUGAGAAGAAAGUGUUAUUCUGCUUUUAAACAUGAGGUUUUCAGACUAUUGUAGCCGCCAGGUUUCUUUUUGCAAAAGUGUUGCUUUAAAGUAUCAUUGUGUUAUGGUGUUACUUGUUUUCCUCGAUUACGUACCAUUACGUAUUGAAAAUAAUGGCCAUCGGCACUCACCCUUAAAACGACAGACAGAUAAUGUUAAUCAUAGGGGUUUAAUGCAAAGUUGCUGUGCCCCAAUACUUUUCAUUCUGGGAAGAUAUAGAGGAACAUUUUCAGUGAAAAGCAGAAUUGUGAUGUAUGCAAUGGUGUUAUAAUGAGGUCCUAAACUGUGGACCAAUUACCUGGUCCACACUGGAGUCCAUUAUUCACUGAGCAAACUACUGCCUGCCCUCUCUAUCACCUUUUCACUCCAUUGCAGAUUUUCUAUGGCCUUUAGUAUUUGGGUUGUGUGUGCACAAAGGCAUUUGCCUGUCUACUACAUGACAUUGGAUUAUGAGGCAGGACACACUAGGGAAUAUGUGGGUGGUUGUCUUGUAGGCUAAUUGAUGCUUAAUAUUAUGUGUGAAUUUGAGGAACUCGACACAUUUCCAGUCUCUUAUGGCCAUUCUAGAACAAACAGAGAAAUACCUGAAUACAGUAUACAUUUUUAUAUGAAAAUGACAAGAGUAGACAAGAGCUUUUUUUUCCUCCAAAUUCAGUGAGCUUUAUUUUGAAAGAAGCAGUUUCCUGUUUCUCACGCAUGGGUGUUUGGUGCUAUUGAAAGCCGAGCAGGACCGCAGUUAGACCUGAAGCAUUUUGUUUUGUACAGCUGAACAACUCGUAUUGAAAUCCUAUCGGGUUAUCCUUGCGUGUAAUUCUUUUGCAUUUCAGUCGAAAAUAAAUAUACCCUUAGUGUUAAAUGAUGUUUAUAAAAGAACAUGCAUGGUUUUUAUGUCCUUAAUUACACCAUUGUUACAUAAAGAAAGAAAAGAGAGCUUUAAAUAGCUUGAAAUAUACUAGAGUCACUGCCAUUAACUGCACUGGGGAACAGUGUAGUGCCCAUUAUUGCAAUGUAUAAGAAUGCAAAGUUUCAUGUAAAACUAUAUUGUUUGAUUAUGUCAUUUCAGUAUGUGCUAGAACAUAGAGUCCUUGAUUUCAAAUAAAGGUUCUGGAUUUUUUUAUAUACAUAUGUGAACAGCAUUUAUAACAGUGUCAGCUAGUUUGGUGGAGAGAUUUUUUUUGCUUAAAACUUGCAAAGUGUUAAAUACUUCAAGACUAUUACAAAAUUUCAGCUGACUGCUUCAAAGGAUGUAGUGGUGUCGUAGCCAUAUCUUGAAUAGAAAGUUUGAACCACAAUGGUCUGACAUUUUGCAUUCAAGAUUGACUUUGUUUUUGUAUUGGCUUUUUUUGUAUUAUGUAAUGGGGGAAAACUUAUUUGUCAUAUUGUACAAUGUCUUGUAAAUAUUUCACAAGUUACAGAUUUAUAAACGUUCUUCCUUAUUUUGAUAUAAACAAAAAAUAAAAGUUAAUUGGUUAAAGAAA